GUGGCGAGCCCCAGUAAGGAAUCGUAAUUCCUUACACUAGCAAACAACCCGAGGGACGACGAAUCCAGUAGUGUAGACUCUGCGAGGCAUUUUCCCACCAGAACCCUGGGCGCGCGCCAUCCGAGAGACCUUACCGAAGCAUUUAGAUAGCGAUAGAUGGAUCUGGUAUCGUCGGCGGAAGGCCGCUUCGUGGCGGAUGGAGUGGCGCAGAAUAUGCGCGCCGAUGGGCGCGCGCGGGAGGCCUUCCGCCCCUUCAGCCUGGACACUGGAGUCAUUCCGCAGGCAACUGGCUCGGCCAGACUGCGAUUAGGCGCCACACAUAUACUGGCGUGUGUCAAGGCGGAGAUAGGGUCGCCACCACCAGGGAGGCCGUGGGGCGGGCGGAUAGAGGUGUCGGUGGACUGCUCUCCCACAGCCACGCCUGCUUUCAGGGGCAGAGGAGGAGAGGAGUUGUCUCAGGAGCUCACACGUGUGCUCGAGAGAUCGUUCCUAGGAGGCGCAGACGGCUCAGGAGCGGCGGUGGAGCUGGGGCAGCUGGUGCUGGUGGAGCGCAAGAGCUGCUGGGUGCUGUACUUGGACGCCCUCGUGCUCAACAUGGACGGCAACCUCGUCGACGCCCUCUCCAUCGCCUUCAAGGCAGCGCUGGGCAACAGCGUGCUGCCCAAGGUGGAGGUGGUGAUGGGCGAGGGCGAGGACGGUGAGCCGGAGCUGGAGGUGGUGGAUGACCCGGACGAGGGCGUGCCCCUCGACACCUCCGCCACGCCCAUCAUCGUCACGCUCAAUAGACUAGGGAAGCAUGUGAUAGUGGAUGCCACACCAGAGGAGGAAGCAGUGGCAGAGUCGUCUCUCUGUGUGGCAGUGAGGCCGGAUGGGCGGGUUGUGAGUGCCACCAAGGGGGGCAAUGCUGGGGUGCACCCCUCGGUUCUCUCUGAGAUGCUAGACAUGUCACACCGUGUGGCCGUGUCGCUGCACCGGCAAGUUGAUGCUGCCAUGGCAGCAGCAGGGUCGAGAAAAAAGUGAGGCUGCAGUGUGUCGUUACGUUACUAGUUGCAGGCCGUUGUUGGGAAUGAAGAAUUAUGUUUCUUAUGUCAAUUCGCACUCAAGCGCCCCAUGCCAAACUAUGCAUGUGGGGCUAGGUGCACAUGUACAUGAAAGAUGUGCCAAUUUUGUUUUGAUAAAUUUUAGAGAGGUAC
Molecule: messenger RNA, 1193 nt
Organism: Closterium sp. NIES-67
Lineage: Eukaryota; Viridiplantae; Streptophyta; Zygnematophyceae; Desmidiales; Closteriaceae
Source: the annotation of a GenBank genome assembly